Peronospora matthiolae is the source of this 672-nucleotide messenger RNA. The record is from the annotation of a GenBank genome assembly. NCBI's taxonomy places the organism in Eukaryota, Oomycota, Peronosporomycetes, Peronosporales, Peronosporaceae.
AUGGCAGGACGUGCCAAGACUUGGGCACUGGGGCUCAAGUUGCACGACCCAUAUGCGUUUGGGUCGUUGGAAGUCUUCAAGUCGCGGCUCAGACAAACGUUUGAACCGCCUAGAGCUGAGUUCAGGGCUCGAACCGAACUCUUGAAGCUCAAGCAGGGUAAGCGUGAUGUGCACGCUUACGCUCAACAUAUACGACAUCUCACGAGUUGUAUAAGUUCCAACCCGGUUGAUGAACACACGUUGGUUUCGGUGUUCAUGCAGGGUCUUGCGGAUGGUCCCGUCAAGACUCACCUGUUCCGGCUUGAACUAGAUUCACUAGAACAAGCCAUUUCCAUUGCGGAGCAGGAAGACUUCAGUCUGAGACAGGCUCGCGCCAGCUCGACAUCAUAUCGUCAACCGAGACGAUAUGACAACGGAGGUCCAGAGCCGAUGGAACUCUGUUAUGUAGAGAGCGAGAAGGCUCGCUCUACAGACUACAAGAAGUUGCAGAGAUGCAACAGAUGUCAAAAGACAGGACACUACGCUUACGAGUGUAGUGCCCCUCUUCCAGUGUCUCGCGACACUGGGCGUAGUGAACGUCCACCCAUGAGAAAGGGACAGGGACGAGGGUCCGCUGUUGGUGCAAAGACGCAACAACGGGAUGGGCCGUCAAAAAACGGACAGGAUCAGUAG